Bicyclus anynana (squinting bush brown) is the source of this 1593-nucleotide messenger RNA. RefSeq names its product zinc finger matrin-type protein 3 (gene dbf). Gene Ontology annotation, molecular function: nucleic acid binding; zinc ion binding. The coding region runs from base 203 to 1483 and encodes 426 amino acids. The transcript has 13 exons. Lineage: Eukaryota; Metazoa; Arthropoda; Insecta; Lepidoptera; Nymphalidae. The record is from RefSeq and is a predicted model, not a curated record.
GGUUUUUUUUGCGGCUUGAUGGCGGCUUGGCUACGUUUUCGUCAUCAUCCAAAUAUUCCGAUUACUUUUAAUUUGUAAGAGCUAAUUUAAUUACUAAACCGUUAGCUAAAUAGGUAGGCACCUGUCUGAUUAUAAUCCGUUACUAAUAACGUGAGGUUUCGCCUGCUGCAGCUGUUCUUGAGCUAUACUACAGCCAUGUUCGAUGUGCACUAUUUACCAACAAACAAAUCACAGUAAUAUUAUAAAGGUCUGUGUGUACACACUUUCACUCACAUGCAAGCCAUAUAACAGUAACAUGGCAACAGACACACAAGACCAAAAUGUGGUCCUUAUUGAGGAUGAUGAUGAAAUGGCUAGUGAAAAUGCCAAUGAAGAGUCUAAUAACCAGCCUAAUCAAAAUUCAAAAAACAAUGUAGGCACACAGAUGGCAAAAAGACCUCCAAACCAAAACAAAGGUCCAAAAAACAAGAAAUUCUUCCAGAAUGAUCGUUACAAUAAUGCUUACGGGGAUUACAGCGGUGGGUAUGGCCCGCCCGGUUUUGGGUACGGCCGCAAUUUUACGAGACCUCAGUUUGGGCCCCCACCGCCUCUGUUUCCCUCUGGGCCUGGGCCACAGGGGCCUCCACAUUUCAUGUGGGGAAGAGGAUUUGGACCGCAAGGCCCACCAAUGCGUAGGCAACCUACAGAUGACAGGACAGUAAAAUAUCUUGCGCGAUGCGGUGUUGGAAAGGAACACCUGAAGAAUCUACCGCGAGAUCUGCUGCAGUUGAUGGAGCCAGAGUACUGUGGUAUCUGCGCUCAGAGUUUUGACUCAUUUGCUACUUCUCGGAUUCACUACAUAUCCAAAAACCACUUGAAAACUCAAAAAAAGUGGUUAAACCGACAACCGGAUGUUGGUUUUCGCCGCGGCAAAGAGAUAGCGCUGAAGGCCCGCGAACUGUACUGCGAGCUGUGCGACGUGCACAUCACGUCCAAGAGCCACUCGGACUCUCACUACGCCGGGAAACCGCACCGAGCGAUUGUCGAGGGACGUAAGAACCCGAAGAAUCCAUUUUUGCUGCAACGCGGAAUGGCUGAUAGAGUGUCGCAGCUCAUUCGCCGCGAGAAAAAGCAUCUGAAGGCCGAAGGCGAGGUAGAGGAAGACGAGAACAAGAAGGAGAAGGAAAUGAAAAACAUUCAACCAGAACUGUAUUGUGAUAUCUGCAAGACUUCUGUGACAUGCACCGAGCAGAUGACAAUGCACCUCAAUGGCAAGAGGCAUCUCAGCAAGGAGAAGCAGCAUAUACUCAAGAUGAUGAAGGGAGAAACUGAUGAGGCCAAUGAUGAGUCUCAGGAGAAGGAUGAUGAAGAGGAAAUGGAAGUAGGAGAAGGAGAAGAAGAAGAAGAGAAAGCAGAAGGAGAAAAUGAAGCCUUUGUUGAUGAUGACUGGGGCAAUGGCAGUGGCACCUGGGAGGAUGCUCCUACCAAAAAUGAUGAUGCUUGAUCAGCAUCUUCGGCAUAUUGGUAUCGGAUGGUACGCUGGCUCGGAUCACCGUUCGUCCAUCAUCCUCUGUUUAUUCUUUUUAUUCUUAAAAUAUAAAGUAUAUUAUUAAU